Messenger RNA from Echinostoma caproni, 252 nucleotides. Lineage: Eukaryota; Metazoa; Platyhelminthes; Trematoda; Plagiorchiida; Echinostomatidae. The record is from the annotation of a GenBank genome assembly.
AUGGCUGGCAAUCUUUUGGCUAAUCGUCUGUUCGGCGGGGGAUGGGGUGGAGGCUGGGGUGGUGGUUGGUGCAGUGGUUUCGGUGGUGGAUGGGGGGUUGGUGGUGGUAGUUAUUGUCACGCACCAACCAUCAUCGAAGAAACGAAUAUUUACAACACUGAAAUUAAUGACUAUGAUCAUGGAAACGACUUCAGUUAUGUGGAUGAUUACCAAACAGACUAUUUCGACGAUGGUGGAUUUGACGACUCCUGA